Toxoplasma gondii ME49 is the source of this 12061-nucleotide messenger RNA. RefSeq names its product AP2 domain transcription factor AP2VIIa-6 (gene AP2VIIA6). NCBI's taxonomy places the organism in Eukaryota, Apicomplexa, Conoidasida, Eucoccidiorida, Sarcocystidae. Bases 2845 to 10161 code for a protein of 2438 amino acids. The record is from RefSeq and is a predicted model, not a curated record. Gene Ontology annotation, biological process: regulation of DNA-templated transcription. Gene Ontology annotation, molecular function: DNA-binding transcription factor activity. The transcript is spliced from 2 exons.
GCGCCUUCAUCAGAUAGUGCGUGGUAAUUUUUGCAUUGUCCGGACAUACUUUUGACUCACUGUCGAUUGAUCUGGAUGAAGUUAUCGAGAUGCAUGCUAGCCGAAGGCACACGAACAAUCAUUCCCGGCACUUUGUUACGUGCACUUGUGGGCCCUCGGCCCCAUGAAAAACCAUCGACGUCUGAAAUUCGGACGUUUAAAUAGAUGCGUACCCGUGCAUGUUCUUGGUUGUGCGGGGGGACUCGAGUUGUUGUUGACAGACGGGACACUCCUGCAUCGUUACGCUUCUGCAUGCCCGACCCCAGCUCCCCCGCUGUGUCAAUUCCUUGGCGCACGACGGCAGCGAGUCUCUGGAACGCUUAGGGCGGCGGAUGGCAACGAGAUUUGACGUUGUAACGAAUGAAUAUGAAGGGUUUCAGGACGAACAUUCUGAUUAAGCAGUGCCCGGCAUUCAAAGCCGCGUCUCUGCAGCUGUGUGGCCGGGGCUGAAGCAGUGUGGACCUACCUUCGUAGUGAAUAACAUAGUGUACACGACUCCAUUUUACACGCAACUGCAAGAAAAGUUACUAACUCAGUGGCACGAAAAACGAACAAAAUCCCCGUAAAACACAAGUGAUGGCCUAUGCGUGGUGGCACAAGCUACAGAUCCCCAUUUUGUUCCUACGUUGUCAAACGAAGCGACGCACACCCGAAGAGUGGCACAAGGAGAGACCGAGAGACGCGAGUAACCGGGGUAAACGGGAUGACGACACCGAACCGGAUGUUCCGGAGGUCCUCCUAUCAGCGAUCAACCACAUACUGGUGUAACACAAUAGACGGUCUAUCUUCUGGAAUCUUUGUCGUUUUCAGUUCACUUCUGUGGCGCAUACCGCCUAAGUUUAUCCAAGACAAUCAUCACUGUCGGACGGGGCUGCAGCCUAAAGGGGUUCGAGGGUUAAUCUACCCUACGGUUAGAAGGAACGAUCGCAGCUCUAGUUCUGCCGUGGCCCCAGCUGAAUCCUCUUUUUGAGAUCCUUCGCAAUGCACAUACACAUAGCAGUUUUGAGUUAAACGAGAAAUCACAUCGGCGAGAGCGGCUGUACUUACACUGCCAGAUAGUCCCGUAGAAUUACUGUACAAGUGCUGCGCCGUCUGGUGUUGAGCGUCGUUGCAGUGAGUGCGCCCGACGACACCGUCCUCGGCCGCGAACGAUGGGCGGGGGUCGCGACAACCAUCAUCAGGUGAGACUCAGAAACUGGGGUCAGAGUCGUGUUUCCCCAGUUGGCCGGUCCGCGGAAAGAGUGGCGCGCGCAAUCCGUCGUUAUGUGGCAGUUGUGUCUCCUGUUUUUCGAGCGGACGAACACUGCAGCGCUGAAUUAGCCCCAGGUGUCUCCGCAGACUCAUUUCGCGACACCAGGUGGUACCCUUUUACGGCGAAUUUUCUCUUGCUAACUGGUUCACUUGUGCACUCCGGAGAGAGACUGGGGAACUUUCCAAUCGCACUGCUUCUUUGAUUUCUUUGGUUAACCCCUCCACCCGCCUCAAUCUCCCUCUCGGUAGGUGUGGUGUAAGCGCGGGUCAGCCACAGAGAAUAUCGACAGUUGGCGGCGCGGUGCCGCAGCAUUGGGGAAAUUCGUAGAGUUUUCGUGAAUGAUUGCAAUAAACUUCUUCCUGAUGAUUUCAACUCAUUGCAUGAGUUACGGAACCGCUGUCAUACGGGUGAAGGGAGGGGAAAGUACCGGAAAGUCGUAUUUCCUUGCUCCACCGGAGACCACCGCGCACACGUCACCUGGGCUUCACUGCCUUUGGGUCAUUUCCAAGAUGCGCCGCGGUAUUUGAUGCAACUGGUAGGACGCCUUGCACCAUUUCGUUCCGUUCCAAGCGAGUGUAUAGUCGAUUCAUUACUGGCAGUCCGCACGUACCUGCUGUCGAUGCUCGUAGAGGUGCGUCUGCAGUCUUCUGGAAGCAUCUCGCGCGAAUUCACUCAUGUAUGUGAAUGUUAUCAGACGCAGCUGAUCAGUUCUGUCCCUCUGAAUUUCACAUAUCGUUUUCAUUGAUCUCAUUGUUGAUCGUGAGAGAACCAUUAUUUUCACCCAGCAGAUUUACUCGCGUCUUCAUCCUCUGCUGGGCUACUCCCUCUGGGCCUUCGUCCGAAGACUUCCGACGCUGUUUCGGUACAUAUUGUAGCAUAACCAAAUUGCUUGCAUGUUAUCUCCGUCUUCGACGGGACCCUGUCUACCUAAGUUUUUCGAGACACAUUGUGGCGGAAGAAGGUGUGAUGCAGUGGGAGAGUCGGUUCGGUUGUACUCCGUUUCACGUACACGAUAUGCCGUUUUCCAUGUGAGUCGUUCCUGCGCUUGCUAUUCUUCUAAGUUCAACUUGGUGUAAGCUUCGAAUGGGAUACUCGAUAUAUACCGUGAUAACGUCUGUAAAGCAGCUGCCCCGUCCGGAGAUAAUGACACGAUGAAGCCCUUCACAGUUUUCUCCCGUUCUAGCUCACCUGUAUCAUUGUUCAGCCUUCCGUUGCGUGAUUCCCAGUUCCAUCGUAUACCUUCGUCCGCCUUAGCUGAGCACUCGCAUAGAAGGGCCCCUUUCAGAGUGACUGAAAGAUGACUGCUCUCGCCCUGUCUUUGAAGCACUCUUUUCAAUUCUUUGGUUCUGCGAACAAUUCAUUCCUGGGUGGUAUUCACUCACCUUCGUAGCCAGAAGAGGCGCACCCAGAGUCUUCAGGCCUUUCCGGGUUACCUGAACACUGGCAUUGGAUAGGCACGUGUGAAUAUUGGCGUCGAUGCUCCCAAAGCUUCCCCUCUAUCCUCGCUGAACUUGAAGGCUUCAGUGUUCUCUACGAAAUCUUGAAGAAGCGCUAUGGCAACCCUUUCUGGUUCUGAUGCAGUGAAGGAGGUGUUGCCAAGAUUUUCCGGGUCUGCUCCAAAUGAAAUCCGAAGCAACAAGGGAGGCGAUGUCGAGGAGGCACUUUAUUUGCCAUGCCUAACGAACGAAAGCUGGCUCGUGUCGGCAUUGAAAACACCCUAUCAGGGCGACACUGAAUGUAUAAAAAUACAACCAGAGGCUCUGGUUAAGGAAGGACCACCGGAAAUACCCGGUCACAAUUGCCAAGUGACCUCGAUCCAUGCAUGCAAAUUGCGUACUGGGACCCAGCAUGGGGACAGCGCCCGCUCCGAUUUACGCCGUCCACCUUCUGCCUCUCCGGCUAACAUGCGUGACGGUGACGCGAACAAAAGUAGCAAUGCUCAAGAAAUAAAUUUUCCCAAUAUUGCAGAUGUGGAUACACUGGAGUCUGGCCGUGUAUCGUCUGUAGAUCUGGUGAGAACUCCGUCGGUGGCGAACCUGCACUCCUCUUCGGGAGGACAAAGCUCUCCACCUCAAGACACAUCUUCGAAACCAGCGGAGGACCCUAUUGUCUCGGAUGCGAUGGAGAGCGCAGACCACCGUGUGCUUUCUGAAGAUUCCUGCAAUAGGACGUUGACGGCCUCUGGACAGGGUGGUAAACGGCGCCGGAGGCAGGCAGGUCCAGUCGGUGUCAGCUCAGGUGGGCUUUCUUGUCUGAUCAGAAACGUGAGUGAGGAGGGAGGAGGAGCAUCAGCGGGGGAAGACGUAGACGAAGGGCUGGUCCGUCCUGGAUCAAAGGCUGCGACACCAGAGAGAUCGAGGCAAACCGACCAAGGCAACGGCCAGAUGAACGAGGAGCCCUGGCUGCCUGAAGUUCACCAGCUCAAAACAACAUUUAGGGAGAAGUCUUCGUUGGCACAGGCGUCCAAGUGCAGUGCCUGUACGCCACCCAAAGACGCCAGUGCACCCGCGGACCUUCCGGCAGAACCUGUGUCCCAGGGGAGACCGCUACCGUACCCAAUGGCGGGGAAAUCUCGAAAGCUGAGAACGGAUUCAAGCACAGGAAGGCGGACACACCCGGUGGACAGUUUUAGCACUGUGGACGUUCCAGUCGAAUCACGAACAACAACAACAACUUCCGCCACGGGCAGCGACGGGGGAGGAGAUGCCGCUCCGACGUCUGCAAAUGCUCUACUGAGGGGCCAGGCGAUGCGAUGGCCUGAUUUGUCUCAACCGAAGGCGUUGUUAGAGAGCUUAUCGGGUUUCCCGAGCCGUCGACCAGACUGCGGGUCUUCACGUGCGGCUUCAAUCGAGAAUGAGGGCCGUCCCAUAAGGCUUUCUCAGAGCAACAUCCUGUCCUCACUCUCAGCUGCUCGUAUUGAUUUGUUAACGACCAGGGCGACCAAGGAAGAACUUCAAAAGAGGGAACAGGAGCUUCAGCAGCAGCUGCGCAACUCUCGGCAAGAGCAGGAGAUUCUCCAGGCGUUGCUAGGCGAGAUGACAGUGCUGCGCCAAAAUGCAGAGGCAGCGGAGGCUGCGGAGGCGGCAGAGGGUUUAGAAGCAAGGGAAAAGGAUUUGGGUAAACAUAGAAAGAGGGACAGCGGCACGCGAGGGGACUCCGCGACAAUGGGUGCCACCGAGCCAGGAAGCAAUGACCGAGCCGUAGACAGCGUCAUGAGAAGCAGAGGAGAAGAACAGCAGAUCGGCGCAAGUGUGAAUCUUCAGGUUUCUGCACCCGAAGUCAGAGAAGAUUCGAGCGACAUCAGAAAUGCCUUGCUUCAGGCCGUUGGACUGAAGAGAAGGAGGCUUGCAACCUCAGCUCAAACUGGACGUACAUAUGGGGAAUCCGAAGUCGGUUAUAAGCAGGAAACAAGGUUGAGUGAUCGAGCAUCGGUGUUCGGUCGACAUGAAGCCUCUUCUGUACUUGCAUCAGUCGCAUCUGUUUUAAUGGGCAACGAGACGAUGCAGACGAGCAGGGGGAUGCUACCAGGUGUAGGCAACUGUAGCGCCGCAUCAUGUGGCAGCUCAAAUGCUUCGGAUGAUCGAUUGCUCGGCCUCGCUGCAUGCGAUAGUCAAGCUCGGACACCACAGCAAGGGCUGCCACCAGUCAACGUGGACACGCGAAUUUUAACUAGUUUAUCUACGGAUCAAGCAUUAAGGGUCGGACCGUCGCGUCUGGCAAGCGCGCCGACUGGGGCCUCAAAAUUUGCUCCAGAGUCGUUGACUACUGCGCUUGAUGUGUCUUCGUGCUUGGCAGUGUCGCCGCAGGAACAUGAUAUGGAAACGCUGCGAAACAUGGAGCCACGCUGCAGCUCAGCAAGGUUGUCGCCAGAGCAAGAAGUGUUGGCACUUCUAGCGGCAUCACUGGGAAACAACGAAGGAACAAUAGAUGUAGACGGCGGGGCGAAACAGCCUGUGCAACAGCGCCGCGCUUCAGGGUAUGCAAAACUCGCUCGAAUGCUACCUCGUAUUAACCGUCUUACCUUUUCUACCCAGACCCUGAUGUGGGUCGUGCGUGUGCAGACUCGACGCACGCGGUUGUGUAAGUCAUUUUCAGUUCGGAAACUGGGCUUCCUCCAGGCCCGCCAGGCGGCGAUUGAUUUCCUGAUGGAGUUUGACCACAAAGAGCAACAGCUGCAGGCAACAACGCCUUCGGUUCAAAGGCGCGGCGCCUUACAGACGGCGCGUUCACGGCGGCGCGAACUUACCUCAACCGUUUGCGGAGCGCCAUCUGUACAGGAUGAAGAGGUAAAGAGGGACACUGGGAUCGAGCGAAACACGACCACGUGUCCCUGCUGCGGGGGGCGAAGCGCCGAAGUGGCACCGAACGAGGGCGGGGGCCGGAGCCAGCUCUCCAACGCGUCUAUCACACAUUCGGACGGGUCGUCCGGUUGCGUAACAUGUCGUGUGUGCGACGGGUCAUCUUUGGAGAGAAGAGGCGCUCAUGGACAACGCAAACAAGACACAGCUGAUGACACGCUUUUCCCGGGUGAGCCCAACAGACACAGAAACCAAGCCAGAAACGAUCAUAGAGGGGAUACAAGCACGUCGGGUUCGCGUCUGGAGGACGAUCAGGUGCGGCAUAGUUGGGGCGGCUCGGGCGGCGCGAUGCAGACGGUGGGUGAUGGGGAAGGACAUCAUGAAAAGGCACGAACGGAUGAGAACGUCUCGAGUUGUGGGUCGAGCUGCAGCUCACGGUCAGAGGCAGGGGGACACAUGCACAUAAAAAGGACUGCUUGUGAGUGCCCCGUCGAUGUCCAUGGUCACCGACUGUGUGCGAGCUGUGCUGGAGUGUCGCCGAAUCUCUGUAUGGUCGACGACUGCGGAGAUAUAGCACACUCUCCCGAGACUUCAGCUGUAGAAAAUCGAAAGCAACGUCUACUGCCUCCCCAGUGCUUGGGAGAACACAGCAGAAUAACGCAGACGAGUUGCGACAAUGCCGGUAGAUCUUCGGCGGAUGUUACAGUAGAAAGUCUGCGCCAGUUAGGGAGCGAGUCUUGUUCAUCUAACCGCUCGUGCCGGCCUCAUGGUGUAAGAGAGGAAGCAGCUGGCUGCGAUUCUGAACUCCAGGCAAUUCCCAGCCGUGCCACUUCGUGUGAACAUGAGGAGAGACUGAACAAAAUAAGAGACCCUGAGAGCACGUGUUGCUGGUCUGCCAGUGGAUUCUCGAAACGUGAGAAUGUGGAAAUGGCUGCAGCACGGGGAGACAGCCGUGAUGGCUGCGUGUCGCAUCGGCAUCUCCGCCAGCAGCAGCAUGAAAGGCGCAAGCAUGCGCGGGAAGAUCUGGCAUUGCGAGCCCGACAGCUUCCUCAUACUGUAGGGGUGAAGUUUGAUCCGACGUGUCCACGAUGGAUCGCUCACUGGAAACGUGAAGGCCAGAGGUUCUUUAAAAGUUUCAGUGUCGAGAAAAAUGGUUUUGAGAACGCCUGGAAUCUUGCCAAGUUGUGUCGAAAAAGGAACGCCGAGCUUGCCGCAGCAACCAGUCGGGCGACAUCGACACCUAAGCGACCCAACAUUGUGUGUGGAGCUGGAAGCUCCCGCCGCUCAGUUUCCGGAAACCGAAAUGUGUCGGAGCAGGCUGGGAGUGGCGUGAAUCCACUUAACAGCCCACCAUCGGCUGGAACAGGUGGACUUCGUGGUGGCAAUAUCGCAGGCACAGCGACCGUGCUGCCCACUUACGAUAUCACCUGUCAGCGGCAAGAAGCAGCUUCAGUUAAUUCGACGAAGUUCUCAAGUUUGGCGUUUCUCGCAGCAUUGGGAGACUACAUGUCAGCUAAUUACGGGCCAGCUUCAGCAGGAAUCAGUGAUGACAAUCAGGAAGGCCGAGGCGUAAUGACCGGAGCUCGGUGGUGUACGGCCGCAUGCACCAACCCCGAGAGCCCCUCUGGUGAUGGUACGCAGCUGUCUGCCUUAAUUCCUGCAAUAGCAGGUCGAAGCUUACUAUAUGCAAGUAGAAGCAGUGCUGAGGGUAUCCGCCUGCGUGAAGACUGCACAGUCACAGAGACUGCAACUGCAGCUGCUGCAGAGACCCCUCGUCUGCGUGCCUUCUGCAACAACGUUGCCAACAAAGCAGUCGCAGAUGGGACUGUCACAAGUACCACCCGAGACGAACUUUUGGGAACCCGGGGUCCACGAACAGACUCGAGAGAAGAACGUCGCGCAAUAGACGCAGCAACAGCCUUAGCACCGCGGAAUUCUUCCCCCUUGGGUGGUGCGGCGGGUGCCGUGGCUGUGACUGACAUGCAGAAUUCGAUAGAUUUCGCACAGGCGGCCUCCGGCCUAGAGGAUGACGGACUGACGGGACUUCCGUUUGUUGAGGCAUCGUGGAGCCGGUCUGCAGACGGUGGAGCGGGUGGCACUGCUUCAGACAGUCGCCACCGCCUCGCAGCAUCUUCGGUAGAAACCAAAGUGUUGCACAGUGGAGAAGAUUCUUUAGGAGGUGGUGAGUGGGCUGGUGACUGGGGAAGCUCGACUCGGGAGGGAAAUUGGAAAGUCAAAUAUGACGCAAACACGGUGGGCGCAGGUGGCGGCACGUGUGAAGGCGUUUUCGUUGCUUCAUUGGACGGAAAUCGAAUGCGGAGCACUCCGCCUCGUUCAGAGGACAGGUCGGUGAUGCCUACGCCUCCUGCAGUGUCAGUAACUGUUCAAGAUAUCCCCGCAUUCAUAUCUCUCAGUGAAGGCAGCGAAGUUGCUGGCGAGCGGGCCAGACCAACCGAGGCUGAUGUUGCAGCAGAAUAUCGGGAGGCGAUUUCUUCCGUCACAUCUCCACAACCGAGGGGGUCCAGAAGCGGUCUGAAGGGUACCACUGAUGCUCUCAAUAUAGACGAGACACAGUGUCGUGGCGCGGAUAGUGUAUACGGUCAACUACAUCAUUCAGAGCCUGUCCAAGGUGCUGUUCGACUCUGCAGCGCAAUGCAGCAACACAGGAAGACCGAGGAGCAGCAGCAACGCCUGGGCCUGGCUAACGUCGGGUCGGGUUGUCACCUUGUCUCUUCCUCAGGAGCCCUUUCGGCAGUUGAUGCUCCGACGCGAUACCCUCAGCAUGCUGAGCAACUAUCGCAGACCGCGGCGGCAGGUUUGGCGGUCCCGUCAAUCCAGGGGUCAACCGGCGACGGGUCAGAGACUGUCGGGAUGACAUCACUAUUGCUGUUGCUAUCCCAACGUGAUAAUUCCCUUGCGGCGAGGUCCGCAGUUUCAACGUGUUUGUCUGGUGCGAUUCCGGAUACGAGUUUUUGUGCGAGAGGUUCGCUGUUGCCAGCAAAAACAAACCAACCUGAUGUGGCAACGGAAGGAGCCACGGAUGGCGCUCAGCUGACCUGUGACCGCUCAGGAACACCCACUUCGCCGGAAAGACUCCUUUGCCGAUCGUCAUUGAACUCGGAAAAGUUACAGGCUUCUGGAGCUCCGGGCCUGACGGAAUCAUUGCCAGCUGGGAUGAGUGGCGAAGCUACCGGAGAUCCACCGCCGCCUACAUCUGUAGAUUCGUGCGGAAAUUAUCUGGGUCCCACGUCCGGAACAUCGAAGCGUGCGACGUUCUUAGCCGCUUCCGAGACGUGGGCAACAGAAGUUCUGCUGCAUCACCAGGCCGUUCAAGGCGCCUCGCCGUCCUCUGCGCCAGCACACGAUCUGUGGUCGCUGUCUCCCACAGAGCUCGUCACUCUUAAUUGCCAGAUGAACGGUCCUGGCAACAGCAGUCUGCCAGGCGGGUUCACUGUGUCGGGUGUCCACACCUCAGAGCUGCAAUCCGACGAGGGUUUCCGCUCGAUGAAUGCUUCAUCGGAAGCACGAAUUGACGCGGUCAUCGGCGUGUCAGAUGAUGGGGGACCUACCAGCGAAUUUGCUGCAGAGAUGGGAUACAGAGAGAUGGUGCAUUCGGAGGGUGAAGAAAGCGGUGUAUCUGCUGCGAAUGCUGGUGACCCGCUUGGGUCGAGCACGGUUCAUUCCGCUCGCACAAGUGCGGGCUCCUGUUUAGACGACACAGUCUUGAUGGUUGGUGUGAAGGAUGGUACACGCAGCAGCAUCAGCGGUUCAUUCCUGGGGGAACACCACCGCAGCCCUCAUGUGGAGGCGGACAUAUCAAGAGCAAGAAAUGACUCCAGCAACCAGGAAGUCGACCUUAAUGGAGCUAAAUGCAUGUCUGGGCAAGCCCGGGUACGUGAACAACGCCGUUCUUUCUCUCUGUCGGAAUGGCCCUUGGAUAAUCGAUUCCCGAUGACAGAGAGCAUGGAAAGGAACAUUCGAAGGCGCAACAGCAGUGGGUCGAUGUCUCAUGAGUCGAAUUCAUUUUCUGAGGCAGCAACUCCAGCGAACCAAGGAGGACCUCAUCCACCUGGAAGACUGGCGGACAGUGACUGCGCAUGUACUACAGCCUGUCGGAGACAAGGGGAAGGAGCUAACGUCGCAGGCAUACCACCGGAGCGGGCGACCGGCAGUUUUUCAGGGACCCAAGCUACGUAUGCGCUACUGGGAGAGACAGACACUCCAGGUGGUUGCUCGGUGGAUCCAGCAGACGAUACUGAACGGCUCUCCUGGGCGAAGGUGGCAGUGCUGAUGAUCCUGCGUAACUUACGCGACGACGCAUCAUGCCGGCUGCUGACUGAAUGCUUUCAACUGCUAGAUGCGUCUCAAACGGAGAUGCCAGAGCUCCGUGCGCUUCUUUCGAUUUUUUCGAAUUUAAUUGCAGAGCAGCGUCUUCCUAGCAGCCUGCCCACUGACGAGCUACGCAAGCUCGUCAGUGACGUGCAGACGGCUGUGAAAAGCCAAUGCAAAGUGCUGCCUGACGGGGCUGCGUUGGCCUCAUCGGCGAGUGGGUCCGAUCUGCCAGCCAUCUAAACGUAUGCCCCUUGCGACUAGCAGCCGCAUCAUCGCACGUGUGAACCACGUUGCGGUAUACUGCGGAUGUGGUAACCCCAGGGGGUGUGGUUGACCUGUAUCAGCAAAGAGAUGAACACGGCGUGAAAGUCAAGCUGAAGAGCGUCCCGUGAAAGUAGCGCAUUUAUGGCGAUCUCCUUUUGAUUUUAAAAUGCGCCAACAGGGUCAUGUGUUCACAUAGUGAGGAGCUCGGCCGUUGCAGCGGAAGUGGUGGUAAUGGCUUGCCAAGUGUUGAGCUUUCGGGAGACUAUGUGGCGUUCAUUCCACAGAGAUAAACGUCUGUCAAAGAGCUGCAGUUUGCAGCCGUUGGGUUAUUGCGUGGCAGUUGCCGACCUUUAUCGUGUAAGCACGCAGGCAGUGCCCCUUCCGUCGAUGGUUCAUCCAAGAGUGUAGCUGUCAUGUGCAGCAGACGAUGCUGCCUCCUCGCGGGGUGAUGCAGGUUGACUGUAUGGAUUGAGAAGGUACUGCAGACUCACUAAGUGUUUGUCUGCGUCGUUAGAAGUGGUACUGGACGCAUAUAUUGGAGACUCGGUGACACUGCGUAUGAUACCAACUUGCCAUUGUUUUCUCUGGGUGAUUUGGUAACACUGCGGGGGUAUCUAAACAGCCACCGGCGCGUGUCGGUGCAUCCAGUCCAGUCUCCGUUCUGCGUACCGUUUCAAGGACGUGUUAGCAUUCCACAACGAAACGUGGUGGAGCUACUGUGUUUUGGUCUCUCUUGUCCGUGUGUCUGCUGCGUAAGUCAAUGCACACGUGGAAUUUUUCCUGGACCUGCCUAUUUCCUCUCUCGUGUACGCCUGCAGCGUUAUGAUAUGACAGAGCGUGUCAAUUACGUUGUUUCGUUUGUUAGUCAGCUCAAGGCAGAAACCGCAGUAUCUGAUUUUAGACAGAAAGCGCUCCCUGUCGCGGAGCUUUUCUCGAGACGUCACUACAUGGAAUUACUGAAUUGGGAAGGUUAGUUGUCACGCUGUGGUGACGUUUAGAUCACCGUUCACCCGGUUUUCAAGCAGGCUGGGAUAUGCAGAGGAGGUCCCAAGACAUCGAUCAGCGGACAUCGAGUUUGUUUAGUGUUCAGACACAGGGGUAUAAAGGCACGUGUUCACGUUUGGCGCGUUGUAGACAAACUUGCCCUGAAGCUAGCACUAACCGUAGUGCAUUCAGAUGUCACAAGCGAAUGGUGUAUUGAAGUCAGAAAAGUGACGAAGAAGUGAAAAGUAAACCUACAUCGUGUGCGAACAGUACAGCAGGUGCUGUAGAAAAUCUGAAUUUGGGGUCGUGCUCGUACGCUUUCAGCUGGAAUAUCGCCUAUCUUCAAUCAUGAGCCAUAACGUGCGUGCAAUACUUUUCGCUGGGGUACAGCGUGUCGCCUGUCGUUAAGCAACUGGGCAGAGCAAGAAGCAGACAAACCGUACCAUGGGAGUCCACAUAAAUCGCUGUGCACGACAACGGAUUUGACUUUGGCCAAGACUCUGGGUUAUCAAGUGAACAGGACCGUCAACGUGGCCUCAACCCAUACAGCUUCACAAAUUUUUCCGCGGUAAAAGGUAUGAGACGGGAAGACAGCUUCUCUUGAAGAGGGGCUCGAAAAAUCUUAAAGCAGGACUUGUGGGACGAGGAAUGCGAUGCAAGGUUGCUCUACUAACUGCAAAGUACACAGUGCAGUUUGCGGAUGGUUUUCGGAGUCACCUUCUCACCAUGGCAUGACUGGUCGUCGCGGGGUGCAGCUCGAAAGGUUGCCACAAUGAAUCCAUAGACUUGACAGUGUGAAGUGUGUGUUAGACGCAAUUAAAUGCUAGAACGACAUGUGGAAAAGAGAGCGCUUCAGCAAGACGAACUUCAAUAAAGAAGGUACCUCUCUGGC